This is a messenger RNA of Fraxinus pennsylvanica, 945 nucleotides long. NCBI's taxonomy places the organism in Eukaryota, Viridiplantae, Streptophyta, Magnoliopsida, Lamiales, Oleaceae. The record is from the annotation of a GenBank genome assembly.
AUGAGGAUUUUGACUGAAACCCUACUUACAAAAAGGAGAAUAUUGAUAGAAGAGUUAGUGAAAGGUAAAGAACUUGCAGCCCAGCUUCAAACCCUACUUAAUAAGCCACUGAGAAAUAAUGGGUCUGUCUCUUCUGAGGAAUUGGCUUCGAAAAUCUUGAGAUCUUUCACUGAGACCCUUUCUGUGUUAAGUUCAAAUGAAACAUCCCAGAUCAACUGUGGCGACGGCGAGGGCAGGGCUAGUGGCGCCUCAGCCUAUUCCGGGGAUAGUCACCAGAAGAAGCCGGCAAGGUUGAAGGAUCGAAGGGGUUGUUACAAGAGAAGAAGGACCUCAGAUUCGACGAAAACAGUUUCUCCUACAAUUGAUGAUGGUUAUGCAUGGAGGAAAUAUGGACAGAAAAAUAUUCUAAAUUCAGAAUAUCCAAGAUGCUAUUAUAGAUGCACUCACAAGUAUGAAGGCUGCAAGGCAACAAAACAAGUGGAAAGAAUCAAGGAAGAUCCCAUUUUGUAUCAAACUACAUACUUUGAGCAUCAUACAUGCACUAAUGAAGUGAGGGCUCCACAUAUCAUUGUAGAUUCAGCUCCUGUGGAAUCCCUUAAUUUUGUCAGUUUUGAAUCAAAAAUCACAUUGAAUCAGGACCAUCCAUCCUACUCCAUGAUCAAGACUUCUUCAGCCAAAGAAGAACCUAAACAAGACACACAAAGUGACAUGUCUGAUGUGAAAUCAUCACUUGAGGAUUCUAAUUUGUGGCAGAAAAUAGUACCAGUGGAGCAAAAAUCGUCUGAAUAUGUGUCCCUAUGGGAUCCGAAAACAAGAUCUUAUGAUCAUGAUCUUGAUCAAGAAGUGGCUUCUAGUUUCUAUUCAUGCACAUCAAAUAGUAUGCAUAAGCUAGAUAUGGAAGGUAUAUAUCAGUUUGCCGAUAUAGAAAACAUUCAUUUUGACUAG